AUGGGGUCAAUGCAAACGCCUCUGAAGUUUCCCGAUGGCAGCGGGUAUGCACAACCCACCGGCCUCUUGAUCAACAAUGAGUUUGUCGCCUCGGAGGAUGCAUCAUAUUUCGCCAGCAUCGACCCAUUUACCCAAAAGCCGAUCUGUAACAUCGCCCGUGGGAAAGCGGCCGACAUCGACAAGGCAGUGGCAGCUGCACAGACAGCUUUUCCCGGGUGGAAAGCCACCAAGCCUGCGGAGAAAGGCAGGCUUUUGAGUAGGCUCGCCGACCUCAUCGAACGUGAUGUCGAUAUCCUCGCCAAAAUCGAAGCCAUCGACGGUGGAAAGCCUGUCAAGAUUGCAAAGGAUGCCGACGUGCUCGCCGCGGCAGCGUGCUUCCGGUACUACGCCGGCCUGGCUGAUAAGUUGAAAGGGGACACGAUUGAGACCGAUCCUGACACGCUCAAUAUGACCCUCCGUGAGCCUUUGGGUGUCUGUGGGUUGAUUGUUCCGUGGAAUUUCCCGUUGUUGAUGUGUGGGUGGAAGCUUGGUCCGGCGCUCUGCGCUGGCAACACCGCCGUACUGAAGCCGGCAGAGCUGACACCACUGUCCGCACUAUUCCUUGGCAAACUGGUUGUCGAAGCUGGGUUUCCAGAAGGGGUGGUCAACAUUGUCCCAGGAUAUGGCGCCGAAGCAGGUUCAGCCCUGUCCGGACACCCAGAUGUGGCCAAAAUCUCCUUCACGGGAAGCACACAGACGGGAAAGUCUAUCCUUCGAGCUUCGGCGGAUUCCAACCUGAAGAAGACAACGCUGGAGCUGGGGGGAAAGUCGCCUAGCAUCGUUCUGAAGAGUGCAGAUCUGGACGUUGUUGUGGAAUGGUUGAACGGGGGGUGUUUCUACAAUAUGGGGCAGAACUGCUGCGCCAGUAGCCGCGUCUUGGUUCAACGAGAUAUAUAUGCAACCUUUCUGGAAAAGUUCAAGACCCGAGCCGAGAAGAAUGUCCUUGGAUCGCCCUUCGAUGGCAACACUUUCCUAGGACCACAGAUCAGCGGCGCGCAGCAUUCCAAGAUUCUCGGCACGAUCGAAGAAGCAAAGGCAGAAGGUGCCGUAUGUAUAACUGGAGGAAAGUCGCCUUCUGGAUGGUUCAUUGAACCCACUAUCUUCAAAGACGUCAAGAGCACGAUGAAAAUUACACGAGAAGAGGUCUUCGGGCCAGUCGUCGUGGUGGCGCCCUUUGAAGACGAGGCUGAAGCAAUACAAAUGGCCAACGAUUCUUGCUACGGCUUGGCCGCCGGCGUCUUUACUUCGGAUAUCAAGGAGGCCAUUCGGAUCACGAAAGGGAUAGCUGCAGGAACCGUCUGGGUGAACUGUUACAAUGCCAUCUCCCAUCAACUUCCGUUUGGCGGAUACAAGCAGAGCGGGAUCGGCAAAGAUCUUGGACAAGCAGCUGUAGAUGAAUUUAGUCAAGUCAAGACCGUCCGUGUCUGGACUUGA
This is a messenger RNA of Capronia coronata CBS 617.96, 1473 nucleotides long. Its product is annotated as aldehyde dehydrogenase (NAD+). The transcript is spliced from 2 exons. The record is from RefSeq and is a predicted model, not a curated record. The coding region runs from base 1 to 1473 and encodes 490 amino acids. Lineage: Eukaryota; Fungi; Ascomycota; Eurotiomycetes; Chaetothyriales; Herpotrichiellaceae. Gene Ontology annotation, molecular function: aldehyde dehydrogenase (NAD+) activity.